This is a messenger RNA of Xylaria bambusicola, 1124 nucleotides long. RefSeq lists its product as uncharacterized. The transcript has 2 exons. Lineage: Eukaryota; Fungi; Ascomycota; Sordariomycetes; Xylariales; Xylariaceae. The record is from RefSeq and is a predicted model, not a curated record. Bases 480 to 1103 code for a protein of 207 amino acids.
UGGGCCCCCUACGACGAGAGGUCAUCGAUCCCGGGGCCCCCUCAUGCUACGAGCUGGCCCCGACCGCCUAGAGAUCAUCAGAAGAGUGUCGAUCACUGCCUGUGGUUCUUGACAUUUGGGAGAACCGUCCGGGACAACCACCACUCGAUUGCGAAUCUAAGGGCGAAGCUGUUCCCCCAAUGAAGGAUUGCUUUGAACCCCUUCUCUAUCCAGCUCUUUAAAGGAGGAAUCCUUCUCCCUUUAGUCUCACUCUCCCGUGCAAAAUAAGCUCUAUUGCAUUCCAAACUUACUUCGUACCAACGCUUUAUUCUGGGAAAGACAUACGUCCUAAAGACCUACCUGCCCUGCUUGAUUGUCCAUGGGAUUACGGAGCCAUAUAUGGCCGUUACCUAAGAACCAUUCGAAAUAGCUCUCUAUCAUCUUCUCGUCUUUCAACAACUCGUGGCUAAACCAGUCAUCUAGCCACGCCCGAUUCAAGAAUGGCGGUCCCUCCCGGAGUGGUGACAGAGGCUCUCCUCGACAUAACCAUAACCUCGCUGUCGCCAGAACCCGAGUUCCAGCGCGGCCGCAAGCGGCGCCGGGAUUUCUUCGAUGUGAAUCCGCGCACGACGAUCCCCUCAACGGAGUCGGCGACCUUCCGUGGGCGCUGCCGCUACCGCAGCAGCUCACGAUACCUAGACAUGUCGUCACGGCCGACCUCACAACACCGGCACGGGGCUGUUCUCACUGUAGGCGCCACCAACGCUCGCGAGCGGAACGCCUCAGCAUCUCCUUCGCCCUCGCGCCGCAAGAUGAUCCGCCUCACAGAGCUGGCCGGGCACCGCCGUCCGCGGAGUAUGUCGCCCUCGCGGUCUCGCUCUCCGUGUGCGAGUCUCAGAUCGGGUGCGGCGUUGCUCCCAGCGCCCCAGCAGCGCAGACGACACAGGACGCAGAGUAGGAGCCGUGUUCAUAGGGCCCUACCGGUGGGGCUCGAGAUGAUGUCGUGCAGUGAAGACGGUAGGGUCACUACGGCUGUGGAAACCGUCGUGCUCCCCGUCACGACAUACGGGUUGGCGAUGCCGGUGGGCGAAGUACGCGCGGAAAGCGACGAGCGUCGUGAAUAACGGCGUUAGUGGGCUCGCUUG